Tricharina praecox is the source of this 430-nucleotide messenger RNA. RefSeq lists its product as uncharacterized. NCBI's taxonomy places the organism in Eukaryota, Fungi, Ascomycota, Pezizomycetes, Pezizales, Pyronemataceae. The transcript has a single exon. Bases 127 to 381 code for a protein of 84 amino acids. The record is from RefSeq and is a predicted model, not a curated record.
GAACGUCGUCACUCUGCUGCUCCACCCCCCCUUCCCGCGCAUCGUCAGGUGAACGAAAGACUUGUCUACUGUAUUCUACUCUACCUACCCGGAGAGACACACCCCGGUACGUGGGUUCCCGAGCGAAUGUCUUGGUGCUGGAUUGGAUCCGUCUCGUCUGUCUGUCUCUGUCUCUGUGCCCGUGCCUCUUCUUCCUUACAAGCUUUCCUUCCUUCCUCUUCCAAACCCUCCAACAACACGUUCCCUUUCCCAGCAACAGCAGCAACACAAAGCUCAGUGUGCAACAUCACCAUCACCACCUCCACCAUCACUCCAAUCACUGCCAAUCACAACUCCGCUGCCUACUCCCCCUCCCCAUUCUCACUCCACCCCCCAGUCUAACCGACAGACGCCACAGUCGAGGAAUCAAGGAAUUAAAAAAAGCUUGCCG